AUGCACCUUGUCCUGUCUGACUCGGAAGGUGAGGACAGCAAUGACGAAGAAAGCAUUCCGGACUUGGACAAAAGUAUGGUUUGUGAAAGUGAUCACGAAGCGGAUUUCGAAGAACCAUCAGAGGAUGUACCGUUCGCUGUUGUGACUGACGAAGCUGAAGAUGCCAUCAAGUUCGUUGACUUCAUUGACUCUGAGUGGUCAACUGAGCUGAAGAUUGUGCUUCUUGGGAAAACCGGUGCCGGAAAGAGCAGCGCAGGAAACACAAUUCUGGAACAAAAGUUACCGAAAGACAGUUACAAAAAGUUUGAGCAAUCAAGCUCUGCUACAUCCCUAACACUAGAUUGUACAUGUUUUGAAGGGGAAGCUAAUGGGGAAAAAAUUAAAAUCAUUGACACACCUGGGAUCUUUGACACUGACAGGUCUGAGAAAGAUCUGAAAUAUGCAUUAGUAUCAUGUUUAACUGAGUGUGCCCCAGGACCUCAUGCCUUCAUCAUAGUGCUGAAAGUAGAUCGACACACCAAAGAGGAGGAAGAUGCCUUGAAAAAGAUACAGAAGUGGUUUGGGAAGGAAGCCCUCAAGCAUGCAAUUGUCCUUUUCACCCAUGGUGACAAGCUUGAUGAUGACAGGACCAUUGAAACUCAUAUACAAGCAAAUGAUCACUUGAGAGAUUUUGUUAAAAGCUGUGGAAAUCGAGCUCAUGUCAUUGACUGUAAGUACUGGAACAGUAAUCCUACAUACAGGAGCAACAGAUUUCAGGUUUCAGAGCUGUUUUCAACUAUAGAUAAGAUAAGGAAAGAUAAUGGGGGUAAGUUCUACACAAAUAAAUCCCUUGAGACACUGGCAGAAGCCAUAAAGGCAGAGGUGCAGAACAUAAUGAAGGAAACAGGAGUGGAAGUGGAAACACCAGAGAUCAGAAAACGAGCACGAGAGAGGCUGGACUUCUAA
Megalops cyprinoides (Indo-Pacific tarpon) is the source of this 945-nucleotide messenger RNA. Its product is annotated as GTPase IMAP family member 9-like. Bases 1 to 945 code for a protein of 314 amino acids. Lineage: Eukaryota; Metazoa; Chordata; Actinopteri; Elopiformes; Megalopidae. The transcript is spliced from 4 exons. Gene Ontology annotation, molecular function: GTP binding. The record is from RefSeq and is a predicted model, not a curated record.